AUGGAGGAGGAACAGGUCGGCCGCCGCGCGACAAGGAGGACGUCUAAACAGAUCGAUAGGGAGAGUGGUGGCGGCGCUAAAAAAACUAAUGUGUCCGUCGCGCGUGGCAUUGGGCAGAAAAAAGUGGCGGCAAAAAAGGUCGAGCGCGGUCAAGAGAAGUCCGGCAAGAAAGCGGAAGACAAGAGGCCUAAACCAACGCCAGUGAACAAAGAUGCGGAUGUUGCCUCUGCUGGAACCGAGCCCAGUCCGAGUAACGACGGCACCACUGGCGGCAACGAAGAUCCAGAGCGAGGGAGCGCGAGUCUUGCAGUCCCGUCGGCGGAGAUAGAGGGAUCGGCGACAGGGGGAAACCACGGAGGCGAUCCCCGCGCCGAGCAUGCCGCAACCAAGGAGUCCGAGGCGGCAGCAUCGCAACAGCAUCUGACGCUGCUCCAGCCGACCGUGGUCGAAGUUUCUGCAGCCGUGCUGGAUAAGGACAAGGUGGGGGAGCACGAGUCGGUGGGGCUGGUCGGUGGCUCUCCUCCUUCUGGUGGACGGGGGAGGCGUAGGCAGAGGAAGAGCGAUGGGGAGGACGAUUAUGACACCGCCGUGCCCGGGGACCUCACCACGCGGGCGAAGAGGCGGCAGACGACAGGUAGUGCUGACGACGCCGGAGGCGCGGAAGUUGGGACAACGCGAGGCGCCAAGGAAGCUAGUGGCAAGGCGGGCGGUCAAGCAUUGCGCCAGAAGGGCCGACCCGCAGCAAGAAAAACAUCCGGCGGAAGGAGAGGCAAGAAAGCAGCGACGGGAACGAGGCCGAAACGGGGCGAUGAAGACCCCAGUGACGCGGAGGAGGAGGAGGAGGAUGAGGAGGAGGAUGCGGAGGAAGAGGAGGAUGAAGAGGAUGCGGAGGAGGAUGACACGGAUGUUGGGGAGGAUGAAAAAGAUGAGAAUGAUGGCGGGGAGGACGAAGAGGAGGAGGAGGAGGAGGAGGAGGAGGAGGAGGAGGAGGAGGAGGAGGAGGAGGAGGAGGAGGAGGAGGAGGAGGAGGAUGAGGAGGAGGAGGAGGAGGAGGAGGAGGAGGAGGAGGAGGAGGAGGAGGAGGAGGAGGAGGAGGAGGAGGAGGAGGAGGAGGAGGCAGAGGAGGAGGAGGAGGAGGAGGAGGAGGAGGAGGAGGAGGAGGAGGAGGAGGAGGAGGAGGAGGAGGAGGAGGCAGAGGAGGAGGAGGAGGAGGAGGAGGAGGAGGAGGAGGAGGAGGAGGAGGAGGAGGAGGAGGAGGAGGAGGAGGAGGAGGAGGAGGAGGAGGAGGAGGAGGAGGAUGUGGCGCUAGUGAAGGGACGGGGCGGGCUGUGA
Molecule: messenger RNA, 1332 nt
Organism: Closterium sp. Naga37s-1
Lineage: Eukaryota; Viridiplantae; Streptophyta; Zygnematophyceae; Desmidiales; Closteriaceae
Source: the annotation of a GenBank genome assembly